CGGCUCGUCUUUGGUGGAAAUUCGACUGUAUCUAAACGUUCUCGAGCCACUGUCCGGUUGAAAAUUGUAUGCUACAACCAAAUACGAAUAAUAAAGCAGUUUUUCUGAAACCACGUGCGCCAUUCAAACUGGCUGCCUUCAACGUUCGCACACUUAUGCAAGUUGGCCAAUAGAUAGGGCUGGCUAUGUCUUUGGAAAGCCUUCAUAUCGAUUUCUGCCGUCUAUCCGAGACCCGUAUUCAAAACUCUGGUGAAGUACUACAAAUUCGCUCUACAUCUGUCACUUCAAAAAGCUUGUCUUACAUGAGCUUAUCCGGGGACCCUGUGGCAUCCUUGUCUGGUUUUGCUGGCGUUGGUGUCGCACUAAGCGCUAGAGCCGAGGCAGCACUAAUCGAUUGGAUCCCCAUUAACAGUCGAUUAUGUGCUGUUAGAUUAGAAAGUUCCAUCAAAGUGCGAAGAAAUCGGCGUGAGAAACGAUGUCUUUUCGUCAUCUCCGCCUAUGCCCCGACAGAUUGCAGCCCGGAUGCAAUCAAGGAUGAGUUUUACCACCAGUUAUCUGUUCUUCUCCAGAAAGUGCGUUUGACAGAUAUUGUAGUACUAACCGGAGACUUGAAUGCCCAGGUUGGGCGUCUAGGCACAGAAGAGAGUCGUUUAGGUGGCCGAUGGGGACUCGUUGGUCACAGGUCAGAUAACGGGGACCGUCUACUGCAACUUUGCACAGACCACAACCUGUUUCUGGCUAGCACUAACUCUCGGCACAGUCAUCGCCGAUGUGCCACCUGGCGUCCUCCCUGAACUCAGAUUGAUCACAUCGCGAUCAACUACCGCUGGCGUGGUUGUGUACAAGACUACCACUCCUUUUGGAGUACCUAUCUGGACUCUGACCAUGCCUUGGUCUGCGCCAAUCUUGCCUUACUUUUCAGUAGACAACGAAGUAACCGCCAUCAAAGGAUUGAUAUUAGCAAGCUGGUUGCAACUUCUGUUGCAAGUAAGUAUCGAACCGAGCUAGCCUCUGGGCUAGCUGCCACUCCACCGAAAAGUAUAGAUGAGCAUUGGUUGCAAUUGCAUGACGCCAUGAAAAUGGCGGGAACAGUCAGUUGUGGGUUCGCGAAACGUCCCGCUUAUAAGCACUGGGUUUCUUCAGGUUCCUUACAACUCAUUGUCGGUCUACUCCGAGUGACCGUGAGUUUGACCAUAAACGAAGG
Schistosoma margrebowiei is the source of this 1204-nucleotide messenger RNA. The record is from the annotation of a GenBank genome assembly. NCBI's taxonomy places the organism in Eukaryota, Metazoa, Platyhelminthes, Trematoda, Strigeidida, Schistosomatidae.